UCUGUCGCCUUGUGUUUGUCGCGGGCUAGAGGUCCCGUCACCAGGCGAAAUGGCGGAGGCUGCUGUGCUGGCGUGGGUUCGCGGCCCCGGAACCGGGUGCAGGGCGCUGCGGUGUUCCUCGGCGAAGUGCUCAGUGCGCGAUGUUAUCUACCGACACUGCCAAGAGCAGGAAGUUCCUGUGGAAUGCUUCUUUGUGAAAUGUAAUGGCUUCCUGGUUGCUGCUGGUGACGAGGUGCAGCAUGGAGCUCUGUACAGUUUGGAGCCCAGACUUUGUGGCGGUAAAGGAGGUUUUGGGUCUAUGCUUCGAGCGCUUGGUGCGCAGAUAGAGAAGACAACCAAUCGAGAAGCCUGCCGGGAUCUCAGUGGGAGGAGAUUACGAGAUGUCAAUCAUGAGAAAGCCAUGGCCGAGUGGGUAAAACAGCAAGCUGAGAGAGAGGCUGAGAAAGAGCAAAAGCGCCUGGAGAGACUGCAGCGGAAGCUCGCAGAGCCUAAGCACUGCUUCUCCAGCCCCGAGUACCAGAGGCAGUGCCAUGAAAUGGCUGAGCGGCUGGAGGAUUCGGUCCUCAAAGGCAUGCAGGCUGCCUCCAGCAAGGUGGUAUCAGCAGACAGCAGUGAGCCCCGGAAACGGCCAAGCAAGUCACAAACAGACCAGGGACCAGGGGCCAAGAAGAGGAAAUGCUUUUGGCUGGGCAUGGAAGGACUGGAGGCUGCCGAGGGGUCCAGUGCUGGAAGCUCAGAUGAUGACGGUGAAGAAGAGGCCCCUGGGACUUCGGGGCUGAGCUGCUGUGUGCCGGGAAAUGGCCAUGAUGGUGUUGAAGUGGCAGCUGACGGUCCUUGCAGUCCUCAGAGCUCUGGGUUGAAUGCACACUCUGAGUCACCCAAAAAGCUUCUGAACCCCAUGACUGACUCUGAGCAGGGCAUUUUGGAGAACACAGGAACUGAGUUGGGAGAGACAUCUUCCUGGGAGCACAGUGACAGGAAGAAGGUCACAGAAACAGAGGAGACCCCGGCAAGGAAGGAAACAGCGAGUCCUAAGCACACGGAAAAGGACCAAGAGACAGAAAUGACUGGUGGGGACAGAGCUGCAAUGGCUCUGUCUGGAGAAGCCAGGGAAAGUGUCCCUAUUGCUAACCUGGAGGGAAACCACUCAAGAGACACGGCUCCUGGUCCGGAAGCUGUGGACCUGUCCUCAUUCCCCUCGGCUGCAGAGUUGGAGUCUCUGGGUCUGGAGAGGCUCAAGCGUGAACUGAUGGCCCGUGGACUGAAGUGCGGGGGCACCCUGCAGGAGCGCGCAGCCAGACUCUUCUCUGUCAGAGGCCUGGCAAAGGAACACAUUGACCCAGCCUUAUUUGCCAAGCCUUCAAAAGGGAAGAAGAAGUGAUUUCCUUAGAGCCCUUGUGUUUUUUUGACACUUCCUCCGGCUUGAUAUGGACUUGUGGCCAAUAUUUUUGUUGAUAUUAAAAUCUAGUUUUUUAAUAACAGUUCU
Molecule: messenger RNA, 1486 nt
Organism: Acomys russatus (golden spiny mouse)
Lineage: Eukaryota; Metazoa; Chordata; Mammalia; Rodentia; Muridae
Gene: Sde2
Product: SDE2 telomere maintenance homolog
Exons: 7
Coding region: 50-1381 (443 amino acids)
Cellular component (GO): nucleus
Source: RefSeq, a predicted model, not a curated record